Messenger RNA from Gongylonema pulchrum, 399 nucleotides. The record is from the annotation of a GenBank genome assembly. NCBI's taxonomy places the organism in Eukaryota, Metazoa, Nematoda, Chromadorea, Rhabditida, Gongylonematidae.
AUGUUCACUUUUGUGAAAACAACCAUCAUUGUUGCGUGGUUUGUGCGGCAAGCACAAGCAGCUCCCCUUCUCGAUUCCGGCCUUUUUAAAUCUGAAUCGAAUGAAGCUCAGUUUCCAUGUCGAAUUUGUGAAGACGAGCGGCUGAAAGAUCAAGGUGAUAUAGAUGAAGUCAACCAUGAAACUCUAUUCGAGUAUGACAAAACAAUGGGGACUGGGAAUCUGGAUGAAAUUGAAAAUGAAGUGCUGCUCAUUAAUGUAUCAGCUUGGCUUCAGGAACCGACUGAUGCCAAAAACUUGAAACAAGAAGUUGAGCAGGCUUCAUCUUCCCGGACUAAAUCACUGGAUGUACGCAUGCCAGUUUUAACCGAAAAGCAAAUUGCGAUGCAUACCAGGAAUUAA